CUCUGCCUUCAUAAACAAAACCCAGAGCUGCUGACUCACAGACGAACCAACGCCGGAGCAGCAGUGUGCAGAACCUCUUCACACCGACACCACUCAGCCGGCACAGAGAGGAGAUGAGGAGGCUUAUCGCAAAACUCAAAGGGAAGAGUAAAGCAUGGAAGGUGGAGCAAAAGUCGUUUCUAAUCAAGAACAACAACAAUGUGCCGGACGGACAUGACCAGGCAGGUGAGCGGCCUGACGCGCCCUCGCCUCAGAACACUUUCAACACCCACGAGGAGCAGCGUCUGCGGAGAAUGCCCGAGGAGCUCGCUGUGUUUCUGAACGUGGCCCCUGAUGCCACCUGCGCCACCUGUGAGGAUGGAUCUUUGGACGUCGAACGCCUCAUACAGAGGUCUGCGUGCAAGCACUUUCCGAAGCCGCCGGCACAUCUGGACAAGAACCUUCGGAAGCACCUGCUGGAUGUGCAGGAGGCGGUGCUCCAUGAGCUUCUGAGGCUGGGUCCCCUGCUGGAGCCUGAGGGGUUGAUGGGAUGUCUGUUGGAGCACUACCACUGUCAGACGUUUGACCACCUCCAUUGUCUGCUCCAGAACGUCACCUCCACCAAGAACUCCUUUGUGCUGAUGCACUGGGUCCUACAUACGUACCAGAGUGAAGAGUUUCUUGGUCACCCUGACCUUCAAGAAAUGGAUACCAUUAAAAAAGUGGAUGACCCGCUUGUCAAUGAAUGGCUUGGAAAUGCUCGGGAGAAAGUGCUUGAAAAUCUUCAGAAAGAGGUCCGCGGGUCCCUGGAGAAGAUCCUGCAGAUUGCGAUUGGCCAACAACAUUGUGACAAUGAAGAAGCUUAUGUUAGACUUCACGUUGACACUAUUCAGUGCAUUAAUGCCAUGCACAGUGAAGCGCAAAAAAUCUGCUCCGAACUGUCCGGUCAACUGCAAGAGGCUUGUUUCAAGGAGCUGCUGAUAUUUGUGAGGAGGUACACCGCUGAGCAGACAGAGGCUCUUCAAAAAAAGGCAAAGAUGGACAAACCAGAAACAAUCCAUUUCCUCAAGACUUUGACGGCCUGUAAGAAACUCAAGCAGUACGUCCAGACUAAAGGCAAAGGCAUCGAACCUUCCCUUCUCAAGGAGAUGGUGGAAAUGCUUGAAAACAUGGAGGCGUGUGCAUUGGAUCUUCUGAUGGGCAUUGUAGCUGGCAUCGCAAAGAGCCACCUUACUCAGUAUUUUAAAUCAGAUAGCAGACGGUUCCUCUUGUUCAGAGUCGUAGAGGAGUAUUUCCCCAAGCUGUCGUAUGGUGUGGAUGAACAAAAGAAAGUGAUGGAUGAGGCCUAUGAGCUCAUCGCUCGUAUUUACGUCGAACAUCUUGUCCAAAACAAGCAGAGCGUACUGAAGAAGCGCUGGAGUCCCAAUGUUGGACAAACAGUUGCUGAAGAUGCGAAGCACCUUCACACCAUCAUAUCACACCUGGCUCCUGGUGUCCAACAGUUUAACCUCAUUCUGCUGAAAGUCACAGAAAUACUGGAGUGCAACAGCAUCGAGGCUUUGAAGAUCACAGUUGCAAGCAUGCAAGCGCAAAGUCUCACAAAGAGCGAGGACGGGGUGUUCCUGAUCACCCUGCUGCGAUGGAAGGGUCUUAAUAAUUGGGAGGUCAAGGAGGUGCUGGACGCCCUUCCUCCCGACCUUCAACCCAGACCUGAUCCUGAUGAUCAACAAAUGACAAACACAUCCUGGUACUCCUGUUUUAUCUUCUGGUGAGGACAUCGAGGAGCACCACUGAGGGUUCACAAGACUUAGUCUGGUCAUGAACCUUUCUGAUUAGCUCAAUCCUGUUAAAAAGUCACUGCGUUACUGAUUUCACUUCACCAGUCUGAUCUCAAGACGCAGAUGUAGAUAAAGAGAAGCACGCGAGUCACUGUACAGGAGGUUUUAUAAACUUGAGAUAUCAAGAUUUGACAAAAGGCUAAAUAUUGAUGAGUUACUGAAUUGUUGCUGUCAUUGCAGAAAAGGAAAAUCUUGUUGGCCUUAAUGUCCUUAUUUUUGGCGUAGCCAGACGAAUACUCAAGUGCGUUUUAGUCUGGGACCUCUGGGUCACAAUGUCUGCGGAUGAGCGUUGCCCUUUUUGUGGGAGAAAUUUGAAAAAUAUCGGAUAGUUUUAGUCAAAUGCUCGUUCAUCAGCGGCAGCCAUCUUGGGUGUUUACAAAAGUCGAUCCCGUCCGCGUCGUUGUAAGAACCCCGCCCAUUAUCAGCACAAUCGGUUGUGAUUGGACGAGCAAGUUUUCUGCCGAAAGUUUUUCACAUGUGCACUGUUUAAAAAAAAUAUAUUUAUGUGGAUUUUGUUUGAGGGAAAAGUGACAUGACCUUUCUGAAUGUUGACACACUUAACUGCUUAAAAAUGUGGUCUUGUGCAGCGGACGAUACAAGUGUUUUGUUUCUUAAGCUGAACUUGAAUAUUACACAGUUUUGGAAAGUUUGGAAAUUAGUUUUUACUCAAAGGGGAUCACAUUAAAGGGAAUGUUUAACUUAUUUUGUUAUGUCUUUAGAAGCAAACUCUCAGAUGCCUUUGUAUUUAGAGCAGGUAAAAAAAGCAGCUAUAUGUUUAAUUGCACUUAUAAAGAGGCAUUGUUUCAUUAUCGGUGAAAGUACAUUUGACAUUAUUUAUUAUGUUUUUAUUAUUUUUUGAUACAAAUGUGCACAUUUCCUGUUUUCACAAUCAGUUACACGGUACAUGUCUAACAAAGUCUAGUAUUAAAAUGUGUUUUAGUUCCAAAACACAUGUCUGAAUGAUACUUUUAACAAGACUAUGUUCCCCACUUGUGUGCUGUUGUGCGCACUUUUUUAAUUUCAUUUGAACUUCUAAACGUAGAUCUGCAAAGUCUUGCUACAUAUCUGAGUUCAUUUUUUUUUAAAUAAACUCAGUAAAUGGUCUUAUUUUAUAUGUGAGGUGUACGGUGCUGGUUUGCUGGUAUUAAUUCUGUCUUCAUUUCCAAACAAAAGUCCUGUGCAGGUUCAGUAUAUUUAAUGUAUAUUGUUGGUGUAUGUACUGUAUUCUUCUAUGGGGAUUAUUCUAAUGAACAACUUAUCAGGGUAUGGAAAAUGUACUUUUUUCUUCCGUGUCAGCAGUGUCAUUAAAAAAACAAUGUAUUGACAAAAGGA
Messenger RNA from Scophthalmus maximus (turbot), 3149 nucleotides. RefSeq names its product exocyst complex component 3-like protein 4. Gene Ontology annotation, molecular function: SNARE binding. The transcript is spliced from 11 exons. Gene Ontology annotation, cellular component: exocyst. Bases 114 to 1751 code for a protein of 545 amino acids. The record is from RefSeq and is a predicted model, not a curated record. Gene Ontology annotation, biological process: exocyst localization; exocytosis. Lineage: Eukaryota; Metazoa; Chordata; Actinopteri; Pleuronectiformes; Scophthalmidae.